Molecule: messenger RNA, 468 nt
Organism: Microplitis demolitor
Lineage: Eukaryota; Metazoa; Arthropoda; Insecta; Hymenoptera; Braconidae
Product: TD and POZ domain-containing protein 1-like
Exons: 2
Coding region: 1-468 (155 amino acids)
Molecular function (GO): protein binding
Source: RefSeq, a predicted model, not a curated record
AUGGAAAUUGUAUGUGAUUCCUAUUCCGAAAAGCACAAAGUAAUUUAUAAAUGGAAGAUUCAUGAAAUAAUAGCAUUUAUUGAGUCUACUAAAAACGAUGAAGGUCCAGUAGAGCUUAAGUCAUCAAACUUUACUGCAAAUGGCAAGGAUGAAGAUUCAUGGUAUUUACAACUGAAUCUAUUAGAUGAAAACGGAUGGAUAUCACUAUAUUUGUGUCGAAAGGAUGGGAAAAAUAAAAAAGAUGAUCUUAUACCAAAUAACACCUUAACUGUAGGUGUUGGUAUAACUGUUUAUGACGAUUAUAAAUCAUUUAAUACUGAUUAUCCGUUGCAAAAACGACAGCGUAAAAUAACUGAUGAUCUUAAAGAACUCUAUGACAGUAAAAUAAACAGUGACGUUAUUUUAGUUGUGGGCAAUGAAAAAUUUAAAGCUCACAAGUUCAUACUGUCAACUCGCAGUCCUGUAUAA